AUGGAUACAGAAUCCUCACUCCACACGGCACUCCACACCCUCGCAGCAGCUCUCACCGACUUUCAAACCGCCCACCCAGCCCUAGCAAUGAUCGUCCUCCUGAUCUACAUAACCGGCGUCCUCUUCGGCUCCGUCGUCCUCUGCAGCAGCCUCGGAGACCUCAGGGGAGUGAGCUGGCUGCCGAACAUCUUCCUCACAGACGGCAUCCUGAUCUGCUGCUGCCCCCUCGCAGCAGUCCUCCCAAUCCUCCUCUGGCCGCUGGUCAUUAUCGGCCAUAUCCUUCUCUUCUGCCUGCGAUGGUUCUUCGCCGCGCCGACGUUCUGCGGCAUCAGCCGCGAGACCUUCAUCAAGCCGUAUAAGAUUUGUGCCAGGACCCUGCGGCGCUGGGGCCGAGAGCGACGUGCUAAGAAGCAGAGGCGGGGUCUUCUACCGGUAGCGAACGGUGCCAGAGCCACUCCCCGGACGGGUUAUGGUGCGAUAAGUGUGGGCAGGCCCCAGCUCGACCGAGAGCCAUGUGGCUGUCCCAGGAGCCAUGGCACUCGUUCCUCCCGACAGGCGCGCUUGCAACCAGAAAUUGAAUCAGACGUCGAAGCGAUCGUGCGAUACGCUCGACAGCAGCAUUUUCAAUCAGAUGUCGAGUCCGUCAGGUCCGCUCCUCCUCCUUACCAGUAA
This is a messenger RNA of Diaporthe amygdali, 672 nucleotides long. RefSeq lists its product as uncharacterized. Bases 1 to 672 code for a protein of 223 amino acids. NCBI's taxonomy places the organism in Eukaryota, Fungi, Ascomycota, Sordariomycetes, Diaporthales, Diaporthaceae. The record is from RefSeq and is a predicted model, not a curated record. The transcript has a single exon.